This is a messenger RNA of Salvia splendens (bonfire salvia), 1675 nucleotides long. RefSeq lists its product as uncharacterized. The transcript has 3 exons. The coding region runs from base 75 to 1463 and encodes 462 amino acids. Lineage: Eukaryota; Viridiplantae; Streptophyta; Magnoliopsida; Lamiales; Lamiaceae. The record is from RefSeq and is a predicted model, not a curated record.
AGUCCUCCCAUUUCCGGAAAAUCACAGCAGCAAGAAAAUCAUUUCUUCUUUUCCAAAUUUCGGGUGGAAGAAACAUGGCAACGAUCUCUCUUCCAAGGCUCAUCGUGAUCAAAUCGAAAGCGUACGGAAGUAAAGGGCAUGCUUACUUCAAGGCUGACGGCGCGUCUGUAGUUUUGGGAGAAGAGGAUGUAUUGAGCACGUUGGUGAAGAUUGAUGUGGAGCGUUCUACAAGCAACACCAAAUAUGUCAACCUGAAAUUCGGCUAUUUCAACAGGUACUGGCGCCGCAAAGACAACGACAAAUUCAUCGUUGCUGAAUCCGACCAGCCCGAAGAGGACGUCUCAAAGUCCGCAUGUACCUUGUUCGAGCCCCUCAAGGUUGAUGAUGCCGGCGUGUUCUACUUGAGGCACGUCCAGAGCGGAGGGCGCGUGUCGUUGGAUGCGUCCACCAUGGCCUUUUACGUGAACGAAAAUUCCAUUUCCAGCGAUGACGACAAAAGUUACCUAACUUUUGUCGACUGGAAUACAUUACUUAGAUUGCCGACAAAGGUGGCAUUGAAGGGGGAUAACGGCAAGUAUUUGUCAACAUACGCGAUACCAUUAUUCGAAUUCGAGGAUCCCAACGACGACAAAGCGAUCUACACCGUGGAGAUGCAGCCGGAUGGAUACGUCCGAAUUACAGCCCCCGACGUGGCCUAUGAAGGAUAUGAAGGAUCGUCGUUGGUCGUAGUAAACGGCGAACCUGAAUUCAGGGUAAUGUUCUCGAAAGUCGAGCUGAAUAAGCUAUGGGCUUCCAAAAUCGAUGAAAACUCAAUCGCCCUGCGCAGUACAGCCAACAAUAACUUCUGCCGCAUACGAUCUAUUCCUGCUCUGCCUUACUAUCUAAGCGCGGACGUCCCGACUAUAACCAAGGAAGCCAUACUCAAAGUGGAGGAACCGGUGCUGGCGCGAAAGAUCUAUAACGUUGUAUAUCAGAUGGAGUAUGCUCGGAUUUUUGACGAGGCGCCGUAUUUGGCAGGCUCGGCCACGCUUAUUAAUGAUAAAGAUGAGAUGGCUUCGAUGCAGGCCUUAGUUUCGUAUACAGACGAGAGAUCUUACACUUUCAGCCGGGGCCUGUCGUUGAGUGCAGGGGUCAGCACCACCAUCGAAGCGGGCGUGCCCUUCAUUGAGAAGGCGUCGAUUACGGUGAGUUAUGGGAUAAAUGGGACGUUCCAGUGGGAGGAAACCACAACAACGACGAAGAUGGUUCAAGCCAGUGCCACGGUUCCUGUGCCGGGGAGGACUAGUGUGACGCUUGAUUAUGUGGGAACGAGAGGGACUUGCAAUAUUCCUUAUUAUUACACUCAGGAGGAGAAGAGUUCUGCUGAUGCGCAAAUUUCUUAUACUGAUCUGGUUGAUGGUAUUUACGCUGGCGUCAAUUAUUACAACUUCAACUUUCAUAUUAGAGAUACCAAGUCACUUUGAACUACUUGUGUCGAAAACAUCCAUAACCUUUUGUUCUUACUGUUUGUGUGCUUUCUUUGUUUCAACUUUGGUUUCCUUUUUUUGUGGUUAUGAUAAUAAUUUUCAGAUACAUGUAUGUAUCUGAUGAUCCGAUGUUGCUUCAUAUGGACUAAAUGGAUUUGUAUAUACACUUGUGGUUGAUUUGUAACAAAUAUGGAUGUCUCAGUUAACAA